Molecule: messenger RNA, 744 nt
Organism: Dioszegia hungarica
Lineage: Eukaryota; Fungi; Basidiomycota; Tremellomycetes; Tremellales; Bulleribasidiaceae
Product: YjeF N-terminal domain-containing protein
Exons: 6
Coding region: 1-744 (247 amino acids)
Cellular component (GO): mitochondrion
Molecular function (GO): NAD(P)HX epimerase activity
Source: RefSeq, a predicted model, not a curated record
AUGUCCAUCCGGUUUAUAAGCCAAAAGAUCGCUCAGCAGAUCGAUGAGGAGCUCAUGUCAUCCAGCGGCGCCUUCUCGCUUGAUCAACUGAUGGAGCUGGCGGGUCUUGCCUGUGCUCAAGCAGUGGCCAAGACGUACCCCGUCAAUACCCAUCCUCGCGUCCUCGUCUGCUGCGGGCCAGGUAAUCAAGGUGGCGAUGGUCUCGUAGCUGCGCGUCAUCUGCAUCAUUUCCGCUACAAGCCAACGAUCUAUCUCCCGAAGCCAGGCUCGAAGGAUAUCUACCAGCGCCUCCUGAAGCAGUGCGAGAACCUCGAGAUACCGGUUCUCAAGAGUAUAGAGGAGCUGGAGAAGGGCGUGAAGGAGACAGAUGUCAUUCUGGACGCUAUCUUCGGGUUCUCCUUCCACCCUCCCCUUCGGCGUCCAUUCGACCGAAUCCUUGCACUGCUGGGCUCAUCCUCUGCGCCCAUCCUAUCCAUAGAUAUCCCCUCGGGAUGGGACGUUGAGCGCGGUCGGCAGAAGCUCGAGACUGAGCCGGACGAGAACGGGAAGGUGGAUGUCGUGGAGACAUUUGUACCGGAUGCGUUGAUCAGCUUGACGGUGCCGAAGAAGGGUGUGAGAGAGUUCAAGGGAAGGCAUUGGCUCGGCGGACGCUUUGUGCCAGAUGCCUUAGCCAAAAAGCUUGAGCUCAAUCUGCCCGAGUAUGGAGGAGUCGACCAAGUUGUGGAGCUCAGUGCCAAGCUGUAG